CCCGUCAUAAGUAUUUUAGAGCUAGCAGAGAAAUGAUUAUGGAUAAACAUUUUAGUUUAACUCGAACUCUUCUGUUAAUAAUUGGUCUGUGGCCUUAUAAAAAAUCGAAAUUUACUCAACUUCAGUAUAUUUGUAUUCUUAUUAUUUUUACAACUGGUAUUAUAUUUCAAUUUACAGCAUUUAUAACCUUAAAGUGUAACGCUGACCUUAUCAUCAAAGUUUUCUCUUCUACAUUCGGUUUAAUUUGUAUAGAGAUAAAAUACAUUUCGUUUUACAUCAACAAUAAAGCAGUAAAAUGUCUAUUAGAAUAUCUUCAACAUGUUCAUGCUGAUCUAAAAGAUCAUAACGAAAUCGUUAUUAUAGAAAAAUACGGAAGCAAAGCAAGACGUUAUACGACAGCACUUAUAAGUAAGUAUUUGAUUCUUGUUUGGACCCACGAUACAUUAUAUGUUUAAAACAUGAAAGAAGGAAAAAAGAA
Temnothorax curvispinosus is the source of this 478-nucleotide messenger RNA. RefSeq lists its product as uncharacterized. NCBI's taxonomy places the organism in Eukaryota, Metazoa, Arthropoda, Insecta, Hymenoptera, Formicidae. Bases 33 to 455 code for a protein of 140 amino acids. The record is from RefSeq and is a predicted model, not a curated record. The transcript is spliced from 3 exons.